Bradysia coprophila is the source of this 2717-nucleotide messenger RNA. Its product is annotated as LMBR1 domain-containing protein 2 homolog. Lineage: Eukaryota; Metazoa; Arthropoda; Insecta; Diptera; Sciaridae. Gene Ontology annotation, cellular component: membrane. The record is from RefSeq and is a predicted model, not a curated record.
UACGAUGCAAUCAUUUGUCAAAAAUAUAUUCUGAACAGGCGAAGAGACUAGAGAACAGAGUGUUGUUGUAUAUUUUGUGUGUCAUUAUUUUGGGGAAAAUCUCUUUUUGAAGUAACUUUUUUAAACUAAUUCAUUUCGCGAAAUACAAAAUCUGUCUGCAAAGCUUCAUGCUGUUGAAGGCAUCAAUCUGAAAUGACCAAACAAUUUGGUUAAUUUUACACUUGUCGACAUGUCAUCUCAUGCAACGACGUUUCAACAAGAAUUGGUUCUACCAGAUUUCGGAAGAUUAUUCUACGAGCAAAAGAGUGCAUUUGUUUUUUGCAAACCACAUCUUAUGCCACUGAAGUCGAUCACUUUGGAGAAAUUGGAGAGAAUGCAAAAGCAAGCAAUUGCACAAUUGAAAGAAACUCGAGCUACAACAGCGGCCGCCACGUCCGAUAAAUAAAAAAAAUUGCAAUAAAACCUUAAAUUUAGUGAAACAGCACUCUUCACAUCUGUAUUAUAUCUACAUAAAAGAACGCAACAAAUGGCAUAUUUACUUGCAUUCGCAAUUUGCAUCGCGCUGAUAUUGGCAUCUGUGUCUCUGUUCCGCUACGGAAACAUUCAGAGACAACAUCCACUGGUCACAAUUUCUGUAUUAACAGCUUGGAGCUUUUCGUUUUUAAUCGUUUUUACCAUACCGUUAGAUGUGACAUCGACAGUUUAUCGUCAAUGUAUCAAGGAGAACAAUGUAACCAAAUGGAUUGCCGCAAAUUAUCUCGACUCGAAUCGGAGCGACCUCAAAUCGGAUACGCUUGAGUGUCAACAGCCGUGGGGCAUGGUACCGGAAAACAUAUUCCCCAAUUUAUGGCGAAUCAUUUACUGGUCAUCGCAAUUUCUGACAUGGUUGAUAAUGCCGUUGAUGCAGUCAUAUCUGAAAGCGGGAGACUUUACAUUCAAAGGCAAAAUGAAGGCAGCCAUCAUCGACAACGCUAUAUACUACGGUUCAUACCUAUUCAUAUGUGGAGUACUAUUGGUGUACAUUGCAUUGAAGCCGGGCGUUUCUUUGGAUUGGCCUAAAUUGAAAGCGAUUGCGAGUAGUGCGUCGAAUACUUGGGGUCUGUUUCUGCUAGUGCUGCUGCUCGGUUAUGCACUCGUCGAAGUACCGCGCAGUUUGUGGAAUAAUUCAAAGCCAAAUUUCACGCUGCAAUACGCGUACUUCAAAACGUCCAAGCUUAGUAUCGAGAAGGCCGAAGCUGAAGAAAAUGUCGAUGAUGUUCUAGAAUCUCUGCAUUCCGCUAGCAAAGCAAUACCAAACAAUCAUCCACUACGUGAAUCGCUUGAGACAAUCCUGCGUAAAGUUCCGCUCGAAUUGAUGGAGAAGGCAUCGAGAAAUGCUAACCGAAAUGGUGAUACGUCCACUGUGAUACCAUCCGAGAAGGCGCUAGUACGAUUGCACAAACAAGUCAUUAAAUCGCUGCAAACAUUCCAACGAACUGAAGCUCUGUGGAACGUUCAGGUGAAGAAAGCUUUCUUCUUGGAGGAUGUGGCUCGUAACUCAAACUCCAAUGACAAACGCUUCAAAACCGAAUUUGUGAUUACGCGCUCAAGGCUGGAGCGACUGUUCUACAGUCCUACGUUGGAUUGGUACUGGCAAUGCUGUUUGAGACCGCCGUUUUUAAAAUGUCUGGCCGUUAUCACUGGUCUUCUAUCAUUGAUGGUUGUGUGGAGCGAACUGACAUUUUUCAAUCGGGAGCCCGUUUUGUCGAUUUUUGCGAAUGUCUUAAACGUAGCGAAGAACAAUUACGACUUUCUAACAAUCGAAAUUUUCUCCAUGCUCACCUUAUGCUACUUGUGCUACUGCAGCUACUCAACUGUAUUUCGGAUAAAGUUCUUGAAUCUUUACUACCUGGCUCCACACCAUCAAACGAAUGAACACAGCCUUAUAUUCAGCGGAAUGCUAUUGUGCCGUCUAACACCGCCAAUGUGUCUAAACUUUUUGGGCUUAAUACACAUGGACUCGCACAUCAUCAAAAGUCGCAUCUAUGAGACAUACUACACGCAGAUAAUGGGUCACAUGGAUGUGAUUGGAAUCAUUUCGGACGGAUUUAACAUCUACUUCCCAAUGUGUAUGCUUGCCUUCUGCCUGGCCACCUGGUUCAGUUUGGGUAGCCGUGCAUUGAAUGCACUCGGUUUCCAGCAAUUCAUGUUAAACGAAUCAUUUGCCACCGAACUGGUGCAAGAGGGACGUGAUUUGAUUGUACGCGAGAAGCGUAAAUUUCAACGCGCCGAAGAAAUGAUGAACCGUCGCCGAGAUCUGUCCAGAAAUACAACAAACAUUAGUGGUAAUAAACAUUUAUAUCGAUCGGUCAGAUCUGAUAAUUCUUUUGGUCCAGGAGACGGAUUGCUGCGAGAUACGGAACCGAUCGAUUAUAGCACAAAUACCAUUGACAAUGAUAUCACCCGUAGUCUGUCACAAGAGAUAAAUGAUCGAUUUGGAGCUAGUACCCAGGUUCAUAUUGGCUUUAGAGGCCACGAUGCCAAUAUUAUGGAUAGUGAUACAGAAGGCGGCUAUCGCGGUCCGCCACCGAAACGAUUGUUCGACGAUGUCUAAUUUAUUAGCUUAAACAUGUAUGCAGAGCAAGAUUGUGUUAUUUUUCCACUUUUAAUUUUAAUUACCAUGAUAAUGUGUAAGUCAACAAAAAACAGAAAUAAACAAAAAGUAAUUCCUCGUACAG